Messenger RNA from Lingula anatina, 1633 nucleotides. RefSeq names its product carboxylesterase 1C. Lineage: Eukaryota; Metazoa; Brachiopoda; Lingulata; Lingulida; Lingulidae. The record is from RefSeq and is a predicted model, not a curated record.
GUGGUUCAGACAACAAAGAUUUCAGUGACACUCUGAGAUUGGUUAACUGCUUACGUUUGGCAUCUGUGCAGGAUCUUCUUCAUGCAUCUGCUGCGCUAUUAACACCUGGCAUUUCAAACAACACCGAGGAAUAUGGCAUCAUGCCUUUUGCUCCAGUAGAAGAUGGAGACUUUGUGCCUUAUGGUGCACAGGAAUAUUUUUCGGCUUCCAAAUCCAAAAGCAAUCCAGAAAUAGACGAAGCUUUCAGUAAAGUUGAUUGGAUGGCAGGUGCAUUAGCAGAUGAAGGUAAUGACAUGCUUUAUUUGGCAGCCAUGACGCAUGAGAAAGAUGGGUACAACAUAACAUCUGGAAUACCGGAAGAUAUCAUAAACACAAAACUGGUACUUCCGUUUCUGAAAGCCUUAUUUCCAAACAACUUAGAAAGAGUAAAAAAGUAUAUUCAUGACAUGUACACCCACAAAGUUGACCCCAUUGAAAAUGCCAUUGCUGCACGGGAUUUUUUCUCCGAUUUCCUGAUGCUUCAACAAGUCAUGAAAUCAUGCCUGGCUCAUUUGAGAUCGAAAUUAAGUAGUACCCGAAAAUCUGCUACUUACUCCUAUAUCAUCAGUCAUGUUCUGAGUGGCAAAAGCUUUACUGACUACUAUGUUGGCAUUACUCUUCCAACCUGGGCCAAGUGUGCCACACAUGGGGAUGACUUACCACUAGUUUUUGGGCCAAAUAUUGUUAAAGAAGGUGUUGAAUUUGACUGGAAUGAAGAGGAUCAAAAUGCUGCCAAUACUGUGAUGACACUCUGGACCAACUUUGCAAAAACAGGAAAUCCAAACAAAGGAAGUCCACUAGAGGGUGUGGCAAGCUGGGAGGAGUUCACCAAGGACAAGAAGGGCUACAUAGACAUCGGCAAACAAACUAAGAUGGAGUAUGAUCUACAUCCAGAGAGGAUGAAGUUGUGGAUGCAUACAAUUCCAGAGGAAAUUGAAGCAGAACAAAGAAAGAAACAAAAGACUGAAUUGUAACUAAAAUUUGACAACCGAAUAUAAUGCAUAAUGUUAUAACUGUUAAAAAAAUUAAACUAUAAUACUUAUUGCCUUAAAAAAAAAAACAAUAAUCAUAAAUCUAGAACAAUAAAUACAAAUUAUGGUCAAACAUAUAUAUCAGGUUGAAAGAGGAAUUUUUAGCCUCACACAUUAAUUUUGAACAUGGAAGUAUACAACUUAUAUGUUAAGAUGAGGACCAAAAAAGCCUGCUUGAUUUUGAGAGACCAUGAUUUUACUACCACAUAUAAUGAUAUGUAAAAAAAAAGGUCACCCAAGGGAGAAGGACAAACCGGCCAUCCAAAUGAUAACUGAGUCAUUCUCAGGGGAAAGCCUUGUUGACGCAGCAUCAAAACUAUCCAGCUGCUUUAAAAUUGACCAUUCAGAGGUUGAAGCAUACUGAAUCGCUCAUAGCCUUCUUGUUGCCACACAACUCCAUAUAUGUAGUACAUCGGUGAAAUUUGUAAAAACUGAAAAUCCUUAAAACAUAGCUUGCAGACCUUAUGGAAAAAAAUGAUCAAAAUGAAGAUUGAAAGUCCUGAAAUCAGGCAUAAUCCUUAAAACUUUCACCAAUGUAUAACUGUAUAAAAGUGGAACAAAAU